Oreochromis niloticus (Nile tilapia) is the source of this 3627-nucleotide messenger RNA. RefSeq names its product actin binding LIM protein family, member 3 (gene ablim3). The coding region runs from base 513 to 2600 and encodes 695 amino acids. Gene Ontology annotation, cellular component: stress fiber; actin cytoskeleton. Gene Ontology annotation, molecular function: actin filament binding. Gene Ontology annotation, biological process: cilium assembly; lamellipodium assembly; cytoskeleton organization. Lineage: Eukaryota; Metazoa; Chordata; Actinopteri; Cichliformes; Cichlidae. The transcript is spliced from 23 exons. The record is from RefSeq and is a predicted model, not a curated record.
AGGCGCACGAUGACACGCCAGGGGAGCGCGGAGGAGCUGGGAUCAGCCGGGAGCGAAAAUGUGAAGGUGGAAUCCGUGUGAGCAGCAUUGUGUGUUGUCACUGGCGUCUCUAGGAAAAAAAAAAGGGAGAAAAAAGAAGAAAGAAAAUAAUAAUAAUAAAAAAGACUGCCGACGUUCACACAGCAAGAGCGGGAGUUUUAUUUGGAUGUUGUAGCUGAGUACGGGUAUUAUCCUGCCUUCUAUUUCUUUUUUCUUAUAUUUUUGUACCCCUCUAUGCCCACCUUCUUCUUCUGAGAAAUUGACUGGAAGCAGUGCUGCUGGGAGUGAGAAGCAUCAUUUGCGUUUAGUGGAUUUUCAUCAUUAUUAUUAUUAUUAUUAUUAUUAUUGUUAUCAAUAAUAUUAUUGCAAAAUUGCGAAGGAGUAAAACUGCCGAAACUGAGGAAUUCCUCGUGCUUUAUGGGAUUAUUUUCUGACGAAGCCGCUUUGUUUUGGAUAACAACCGAUUGGGCAUCAUGAGUUCCAGUGCUUAUCGCCAAGACUCAACAGGCGGUCAGCGGAGCUCUGGACCAAUCCGGUGCCAGCGAUGUCGGGAAGUUUGCAAAGGCGAAGUUGUACGAGUACAAGAGACCCACUUUCAUGUCAAGUGUUUCACCUGCACCGUGUGUAACUGUGAUUUAGCACAAUCUGGCUUCUUCCAGAAGAAGGGCGAAUACAUCUGUACGGCAGACUAUCAGCGUUUGUACGGUACACGCUGUGACCGCUGUGACGCCUUCAUCACGGGAGAAGUGGUCUCUGCUCUGGGACGCACGUACCACCCCAAGUGCUUUGUCUGCAGUGUUUGCAGUAAACCCUUUCCAAUCGGAGACAGGGUGACGUUCAGUGGAAAGGACUGCGUGUGCCAGCAGUGCUCCCACACACUUGUCAAGUCAAAUGAACCGAUCAAGAUCCACGGGCCCAGCCACUGCGCUGGAUGUGGAGCCGAGAUCAAGCAGGGUCAGUCUCUCCUGGCGCUGGACAAACAGUGGCACGUCAGCUGCUUCAGAUGUCGGACUUGCAAUAUGGUCCUCACUGGAGAGUACAUCAGCAAGGAUGGAGUGCCAUACUGUGAGGCAGAUUACCACGCCCAGUAUGGGGUGAAAUGUGAGACCUGCAGCAGAUACAUCAGUGGAAGGGUUUUGGAGGCAGGAGGGAAACACUACCAUCCAACCUGCGCUCGGUGCGCCCGCUGCAACAUGAUGUUCAAAGAGGGCGAGGAAAUGUACCUGACAGGAUGCGAGGUGUGGCACCCGUUAUGCAAGCAAGCGGCGAGAGCAGAGAGGAGACUCAGGCACAGACGCCUGUCCGAGGCCUCCAUCUCUCCCCCGGGCUCCUCAAUAGGCUCUCCCAGUAGAGUUAUAUGUGCCAGAGUGGAGAAUGAGAUCCUAGAUUAUAAGGACCUAGCUGCCCUGCCAAAGGUCAAAGCCAUAUAUGAGGUCCAACAGCCAGACCUCAUAUCCUCCUCAUACCAGCCGUACCACAGAUACAUCUCUGAUGACAGGCUAGACACUUACAGCUAUGGGGAGUCACUUGGGACUCUCUCUCCCUAUUCUCAGGACUAUGACAGCCUAGAUAUAAAGCAGAGGCGGUGCUCCAGUCCCGGCUACAUCGACUCACCAACAUAUAGCCGGCAAGGCAUGUCACCCAUCAUUCCUCGCUCUCCACAGCACUAUGGCUACCCUGGCUCUGAGAGUGGCAGGAGUUCACCUUACUAUAGCCAAGACGGGCGACCAAGCACACCCACCACAAACCAGCCCCCUAAACAUUUUCAUGUACCAGCCACAGGGGAUCCCAACAUCUACAGGAAGCCUCCCAUCUAUAAGAGAACGGACAAUCACGUGGAUGCAGCCACCAAAAGCAGGACCAGUGAGGACAUCCUCAGAUCCUCCAGACUGUCUACCUACUCUCCAGAGCCAUACAGCCAGUCAGAGUCUGACUACUACCCCUACACAAGCUCCCCCAGGGCCUAUCGGGCGCCGAGAAGACGCUUCUCGACGGGAGGAGAUGAAGAGACUUGGAGUCACGGUCUUCAAAGAAUUGGGAGUGGCAUCGGGAGGAUGAUUCUAAAGGAGGAGAUGAAAGCCAGAUCUGGUUCCUAUGACAACGACCCCUGGGGCAGCGCGAGGAAUUCUCGUAGCGGGAGCAAGGAAACACUGAACACAACAAGCUAUGGCACCACGGCGUACAACAACACCAUUAACGGCUCUCCUCGGUCACAGUACAGCACCGAUAGCGAUUUUGUUUGUAAGUCAGCUUCACUACCGGGAUAUGGUCGCAACGGCAUCCAGCGGCCUCAGAGUGCAGAUUGCUACCAGUACCAAUAUGACAGUGGCAGCGAGGUCAACUGGGGAAGCAGAGCAGAACAUAAAAUUUACCCCUAUGAGUCGCUCAUCGUCACCACCAGAGGGCGCAACAGGCUGCCCAAAGAUGUAGACAGAGCCAGACUGGAACGCCACCUGUCCCCAGAGGAGUUUGUCCAAGUGUUCAGUAUGACCGUGGAAGAGUUUGACCGGCUGGCUCUGUGGAAGAGAAAUGAACUGAAAAAACAGGCGCGACUGUUUUAAUAACAUACAGACGUGUGUUGAAUACUGCCAUAGAGCUGGAGACGGACUAACUGUAGGAGGGGACGGAUAGAAAUGAAGACUCCUACCCAGUUACACUGCCAUGCCCGAGAAACCUGUUCUACAUCCCCUCACAUGAUAAACCAAAUUCUGGUCCCACCAGAUGGACUCCUGGGAUACUGAGAGACAUUAUGCACAGCUGGACUGAUAAACUUGUGUGCAACUAGUGUGGGGUGCAAGCAAUAGAGACUGUCAUACAGUAGUGUUUUGCUUUUGUUAAGCCUAAAGGAUGAAGGAUGGCGUGACCGUUAGUGACCAGAACUGCAGUAGUAAAACAUAAUGAGGAGAAUUUUGGCUUUGCCUUAUUUGUUACGCUCUCUUAGGUAUGACUGUGCAGCACCAGCAAUCUGAAUGAGUAGAAUGUAGGUAUAGCAUAUCAUUUAUGACACUUUAUCAGUGAGAAUGACUAGAUGAAAAAGAGUGUGAGCCUGCGAGCAUCACUUUGCUUUUUUUUUUCUCUUUUUUUUUUUGCUUAGGGAUGCAUUUUGUUUACCUGUGCCCCUGUUUUCUUGCUCUCUCACAGAAACUAAGAGACCUCUAGUUUACAACAAUUGAGUUAGAAAUGAAAACCAAACUGAGAACGCAAAUGUACAAUUUAUCAGAUCACUCUGGUUAAACUUGUCAAAGGUCACCAAUAGAUUCAUCUCACUGUGCAGCUGUGCGAUAACCUAAAAGAAUGUGCAAUCACGGCGGUCCUGUCCUGCUUUUCUACCUGUUGCAAUAGAACAAUGACUAAAUGUUUUAGGAUGAGAGUUGUAGUCAUCCAUUUACAUUUGCUUUUUAUUUAUAUACUUUUAGAAUGGUAAUCUAAUAAUUUUGUAGCUCCAGAGAUUAUAUCACUCACAGAUAAAACACUCUGCAAAGGAUUUAACGUGCUGACAAAGAUCCAGGGUUGUUGAAGACUUUACUUCCUUUGAAUACUGUUAUUUUUGAUUUUUGUCACUAAAAUUAAACUUCAAAUCAAAAGCAG